Owenia fusiformis is the source of this 2858-nucleotide messenger RNA. The record is from the annotation of a GenBank genome assembly. NCBI's taxonomy places the organism in Eukaryota, Metazoa, Annelida, Polychaeta, Sabellida, Oweniidae.
UGUCAGAUGGGUGAAAUAAAUUUUCAAGAAUGAAAUAAUUAAUUUCUAAAGAAGAAUGCCAUGCAUUUCUAAUUCAAUGUGACAUAGCAUGGCUGAAGGAGGAUGCAUCUUAUACACAUGUGACAUCUGUGGAGAAGGGGGUCUAAAUGAAGAUGACAUGAAAAGCCAUGUGUUGAUUGAACACAUAGAAUCAUCCAUAUACUGCCCAUUCUGUGAUCUCCAAGGUACAACCUUGGAGGAAAUGAACUGGCAUAUUAAUGCCGAACACUUGGAGUUUAUGAGCCCUGUUAAAGAACGUCUUCCUGAUAUUGUUACAAGCAAUCUUCCGCACCAAUCUAUGCAAGAAGACACAAUGGGAAAUGGAAGAUCAAGAUGUAAAAAAUCAGCAGCUGCUAAGUCCAUAGAGGAUGACUUUAUGGAAACUGAGGAAAAGGAUUUGAAACCAAAGUAUGACAAAUACACUGGGAGUACAUUUGAUGAACAUGAAAAUGUCGUGGAAUCAGAUCAAGUAAGAAAACGUGCGAAACUUCACUUGGAUGUGAUACCAGUGAGUCCGAGAAAAUCAAAUGAAACCCUAGAGACGAAAAAAGUUGUAAAUUGUGAUGUUCAUAUAUCUAAUGAAGUAGAUCCCGAGUCAGAUAAAGGGACUAGUUCAAGCUCCCCACAAGAUGUAGAAAUGGUUAGUGAUGUAGAAAAUACAUGUUAUAGUUGCCCAUUGUGUGAUUGGGUAACUGCUUCUCCCGAUGCAAUCCAACAGCAUGUAAAUGAUAAACACUUGGACAUUAUCAGUCCUGAAUCAACAACAACAACGGCUAACACUACCGACAAUGCUGAUGUUGAUAGUGAAAACAAUAUACUGGAUACAAACUUGAACCCAAAACAAGUCACACAGCUUUAUGAAUGUCCAUUAUGUAGUGUAACAGCUGACAAUUCUUUGCUUAUGGAAGUUCAUGUAAAUAAUAACCAUGGCGAUAUAUUAAGUCCUAAGUCAGAAACAACAACAUCACAUCAGGGGGUACUUGCCAAAGAUAAAAAAGCUGCUUCUCCUGAGGUGUGCCCCAUGUGUUCCAUGGAGUUCCCAGAUCUUCAGGGCCUUGCUUCUCAUGUUGAUGGUCACUUCUCAUCUGAGCAAACACCAGUUAACGAUGAGGUUGCAGACAAUAUGUUUGCUCAGGAGAUGGAGAGGCGGGAGAGAGAAGCUGCUAAGCAACAGGAGGAAAAAGAUUUUGAGAAAUUAAAAACAGAAUAUGGUAUGGACAGUUCAGGGUCAUACAAACAACAAGGAGAGAGCCAUUUAGAGAAAGAAGUGGGCAGAGGCAAUAUUAACAUAGCAGAGUACUAUAACAAGAAGAUUGAUCUUCAACAAGCCCAAUCUGCUGGUAUAGAUGAUGGUCACUCAUCCACAAAAGGUGUCAUGGUUAAACUGAGACAAUUCUAUGCUUUAACUAACUACAGUAUAAAAGAUGUGUGGUUGGCAUCAGAUGUGACUCACUAUGCAUCCUCCUAUGCAGAUAAAGGUUGGGGUUGUGGCUAUAGAAACUUACAGAUGUUACUUAGUAGCCUAGCAACUAGUCCUACGUAUGAGGAAGUCUUGUUCAAUGGAAGACCCCUUAUACCAUCUAUUCCAAAGAUCCAAAGACUCAUAGAAGCUGCUUGGAUAAAAGGCUUUGAUGUUCAAGGAGCAGGUCAACUAGGCAAUCAGCUCGUUAACACAAAGAAGUGGAUCGGUGCUACGGAAAUUGUUGCAACAUUAUCUUCAUUGAAAAUAAAGUGCCAAUUGCUGGAUUUCCAUGCUCCCUCUGGUCCCAAUGGUUCUCAUCCACGUCUGUUCCAGUGGGUUAGGGACUACUUUGCAGCACACACUGACUUCAAACCACCAUUGUUUUUCCAGCAUCAAGGCCACAGUAGAACCAUAGUUGGCAUUGAAGAAGUUCGAGACAACUCACUACGAAUGUUGAUAUUCGAUCCUAGUCAGGCUAAGAAGCAGAUGCAACAGUUCCAUGAGAACAUUAACGGCAAUGUGUUGCGGACAAUACGGCGUACUGUACAUGGGAUGAAGGCCAAGCAGUAUCAGAUUGUGGCAGUAGUUGGGGUACUCUCUGAUGAAGAAUAUGAGGCUAGCAAGGUACUUAAAUCAGACAGGAUUGCCUAGGAAGAAGGUCAGUGAAGUCAAACUAGGACUGGGACAUGCAGCCUUACUAGUCUAUGAACCUGUGUGCAAUAUGUAAAAUAGACCUGUGUGUUAAAGAGACCUGUGUGUUCAAGUGACCUUUGUGGAUAUGGACCUGUGUCUCAAUAGACCUGUGUGUUAAAUAGACCUGCAGUUCAUUCAGUGAAGCGAGCAAAAUUUUAUGUGGAUAAGUUCAUUUUUGGAGUUGAAAACAUUGGAAAAAAUUGCUUAUGAGAUGCAAAAACUGUUUGUACUUUACCAUCUUUUGCUUGGUUUUUCUCCAUAUUGAACAGGAAAUAAGAUUCAAGUAUUUCCCACCAGAAGGGAUUAAGGGGAUUUUUUGUUUAGUAGAACUUGCACAAUUAAUAGAUAUUAUACAACCCUUUCCUUUUUGAAAAUAUUACAAAUAUCAGAAAAACUUGCUUCUUUAGUGAGUUAACGGGUACAUGCACUUCGCUGACUAGGCAAGGAAUUUCUUCAAACUAGUUUGACAGAAAAACAAGUUUGUAUCAGAGGGUUUGAGUCUUGAGUACAUAUGGGAUCAGAAUUAGAGAAACUGAGCUCUUAAAUUUGAAUGCAGUAAAACCUGUAUACAUGGAACACACUCUAAACUGGCCAAAAUAAUUCUUCAUAGACCGAUGUUCCUUACAGAGAGGGUUCAUUAACAUACCUGCUUUUUAUGAUGAUG